AUGGUUUUCGGGGGUCAUAAACUCCCCUUCUGCUGUCAACAAAUCCUAUUUUACACUUUAGGUGCGCCAUCGCACACCCUAACUUGCUUUUCUUCUCGCACACUCUUUUUUCGCCCAGGCUGCCUAAACGACCCCUGUUACCUAAACGAUAUAGUCGAACCGUGUUGCCUAAACGAUAUAGUCGAACCGUGUACCUAG
Theileria orientalis strain Shintoku is the source of this 198-nucleotide messenger RNA. RefSeq lists its product as hypothetical. The record is from RefSeq and is a predicted model, not a curated record. Lineage: Eukaryota; Apicomplexa; Aconoidasida; Piroplasmida; Theileriidae. The transcript has a single exon. Bases 1 to 198 code for a protein of 65 amino acids.